AUGUCUUUCUGGAGACCAUUCGAAAAGCAAAUCAAAGUGGAACGAACAGAAGAUAAUACUGAAGAGAAUACGGAAUGUUAUGUGCAGAAGUUACAACACAUGGUGCACAACAUAUCUCGUGAAGACUUGGGCUCGUUCGCGAGCGUAUCUCCCCCGGCCAGCUCGACGUCCUCGAGCCAUCAUGGAGAAUUCGGGACCAGGGACCAGCCCGGGCUGAGCAGCAGCGCACACUGGGAGCCACACUGGUUCGAAACAGAUGCUGCAUUUGCAACCUAUCCCACCCAUUCUGCGAGCCCUGCAUUGAUGAGCAGCCCAUAUUGGACACCGCAGCCAGAUAUAGCCACACCUAUACCAGGCUACUAUGAGCAUGCAGAGGUCAGCACGUCCCCUGUGAAGAGGAAGCAGAAGCGGCCGUUCACAGCGAUGACAGCCGCAUUGCCAGUGCCAUCCGGGUCGGCGCCACCGGAUGUGAGGUACGAGGCUUUCCGGUCGGCCAUGUUGGACGCCAUCCGCGCGCGCAACGGCGGCAGCCUGUCGGCGAGCAACCCGCGCAUGCGGCGCGCGGUGCGGGGCGCGGCGGCGGCGGGGGCGGGGUACCAGGCGCGCAGGGAGCGCAACAACGCGGCGGCCAAGCGCAGCCGCGACCUGCGCCGGGCGAGGGAGGACGAGCUGGCCAUCCGCGCCGCCUUCCUCGAGCAGGACAACGCACAGCUGCGACGGCAGAUCCACGCGGCUGCCCUCUGCACAGAUUGUCACACAAGUUUUGAUUAGUUAAGAUUCUUAUUCUGUAGAUAUAAAUAAGUACUAAAACUGUAAUUAUAAUUUAUCCAGAAUCAAACAUUGUAAAUAAAAUUGUAAGCAGUUAAGGUUAGGUAUUUAAGUAGGC
Messenger RNA from Plutella xylostella (diamondback moth), 886 nucleotides. RefSeq lists its product as uncharacterized. Gene Ontology annotation, molecular function: RNA polymerase II cis-regulatory region sequence-specific DNA binding; DNA-binding transcription factor activity, RNA polymerase II-specific. Lineage: Eukaryota; Metazoa; Arthropoda; Insecta; Lepidoptera; Plutellidae. Gene Ontology annotation, cellular component: nucleus. The record is from RefSeq and is a predicted model, not a curated record. Gene Ontology annotation, biological process: regulation of transcription by RNA polymerase II.